CAGCAUCUCAGCAGCCAAGAAUGGGGGCAACCACAGUGGACAGAGCAAGAGCACAUCGGAGCUCCUCGGACUCUCCGCACGGCGACGCUCCCUGCGCCUGUACAAUGCUCCUGUCACCUGUGCUUGUCCCUUCAUUCUCUACUGUGGUAACUAUCUCCCACUGGUGGUGCUCUACUACUAGCUAGUAUCCUUUGGCGGUCCCUGUCCCAUCCCAAAGCCCAAAGCCCAGAGCGCAUAAAACACAAAUCACAGCAGCGUUUUUACUCUUGCAGCCAUUCCAUUACCAACUAACGUACCGUAAUUCAAAAUCCCCACUCAAUCAACCCACUAGCUAUACCAUGGGAGACCAAUUCCUUUCGCAAGGCACAGCCCCCGAUGGCUCUGGAACCGCUGCGGCACCCGCCGAAGCUGUACAAGAGGAACAGCUCCCUAUCUAUGCCGGCAAGUGGACCCAGGAAGAGGAGCAGUACGCUCAGUUUCUCAUGGAAGAGUUCCGGGCUGGUAACAUCCCUGGCCUUGAAAACGGGGCCAGUAUGAGGAACUACUUGGCCAAGAUGCUCAUCUGUCGCCCGAAGCGUGUGACAAAAAAGUACGAACGGACUGGAUACAAUGGUAAGCUGACGUAUCAAGGCAACCUGAUCAAGUUGUCUCCUCAGCAAGCACAAGAAAGACACCAGAAGCUUGCCGUCUUGCGAGCAAAGUUCUUGGAGAGUCGCAAGCAGCGUCUUUGCCUUGUCCUUCCCGGCAGCCUGAAGCCGCCUCCUCCCUCUCCUUCACCCUCCAUGACUCAUGCUGCCAGUUUGACUGCAGCCGGACUUGGACACAGGUCAAGCUUCACGGCUUUGGACAACCAGGGAUCCUUGUUGGGACAGAACUCAUUGGCUUUUGGUUUGACUGGUGGAACAGGCGGAGCAGCUCAGGGAGGCAUUCUGGGUGGCAUGGGUGGGCUUGGCGGUUUGGGAAAUCCGUUCCUCUCGCAUGCCGCCGAACGAAACGCUCUGACUUCUCGGCUGUUGGCAUCUUCUAUGGGUGCUGGCAUGGCACCUGCACCUGCCUUGCAUCCUGCCCCAUCAGGGCUCGGAGGGCUCUCGGAUCAACUCUUGCUCAGGAGCAGUAUGUUUUCUGGCGGUGGAGCACAAAACCCACUGCCAUCCUCGCUUCAUCAGAGGGGUCCUCUUCUCAACUCGGCAGCUGCUCUUCCAAGGGGAAGCAUAACAUCCACCUCCUCAGGUACAAACCCAUUUCUUGCUGGCGGCGACCCUCUAGCACAGCAGCAUGUGUUGGCCCAGUUACAAAUGGAGAACGAACAAAGGGCCAAUGAACUCAUGACAAGGCGCCAUCUUAUGGCGGAAAUACACAGAGAGGAAGAACGAAAGGCUUCCCUGGAGCGGGUCCUAUUGGAGCAAUACCAUAGAACUGGAGAACUGGGAGACCCCAGUGGCGCCGAGGGAUCUGAACCUGGUGAUCGCGAAAGACGAGCAGGGCUGAAACGCACUGGAGCUGACCCGCCCGAUGAUGGCCCCUCUCAACAAGAUUGGAAGAGGCACAGGGGGCUCUAAAAAGCUUGCGGGUGGUUGACCAGUUUUGGCCACUGUAAAUAAAAAGCACUAAUCUAAAUUAGUAUAAGAAGGAACUUGAAAUGAGC
Molecule: messenger RNA, 1645 nt
Organism: Seminavis robusta
Lineage: Eukaryota; Bacillariophyta; Bacillariophyceae; Naviculales; Naviculaceae
Source: the annotation of a GenBank genome assembly